AGAGGCGGUAUCAGGGGAGGUGGUGGCUCUAGAGAUGGCAGUGAGCGAGAGGAGGGGGCUCGCCCGCCGGAGCCCCCCGGAGUGGGGGCAGCUGCUACUUCUGCUGCUGCUCUUGGGUGGCUGUUCUGGGCGCAUCCACCGACUGGCGCUGACGGGGGAGAAGCGAGCAGACAUCCAGCUGAAUAGCUUCGGCUUCUACACCAAUGGCUCCCUGGAGGUGGACCUGAGCCUCCUGCGUCUGGGCCUCCAGGAGACAGAAGAGAAGGCCCCGCUGGUGGGGUUCAGUCUGACUCGGGUUCGAUCUGGCAGUGUUCGAUCCUACUCAACCCGGGACCCCCACGACUGUCCUCUCUGGAAAAACAGUAGCAACCUCCUGGUUCUCUUCCUCAUCAACACCAAGGAUCUGCGGGUCCAGGUGAGGAAGUAUGGAGAGCAGAAGAAGCUGUUCAUCUCUCCUGGGCUCCUCCCCGAAGCACCUUCUGAACCAGGGCCCUCAAAUCCAGUGCACACCGUCACCUCUAAUGUGGACAGCGGGGCCACCACUACGCUUGACAAGGCCAAGUCGAAACCCACAGUGUCCCAGGGAGAUCAGCAGGGCCCCAGUGGGAAGGACAAGGAACUGAUCCUGGGUCUCGGGCAUCUCAACAACUCCUACAACUUCAGCUUCCACGUCGUGAUCGGCUCUCAGGCGGAGGAAGGCCAGUACAGCCUCAAUUUCCACAACUGUUACAACUCCAGGCCGGGCCAGGAGCAGCCGUUUGACAUCACGGUCAUGAUCCGGGAGAAGAACCCGGAGGGCUUCCUGUCAGCGGCAGAAAUUCCCCUUUUCAAGCUGUAUAUGGUCAUGUCUGCCUGCUUCCUGGCUGCUGGCAUCUUCUGGGUGUCCCUUCUCUGCAGGAACACAAUGACCAAUUCUGGGUUCCGGGAAGGCCUGUCCAAAGUCAACAAAACAGCCAGCGGGCGGGAGCUAUUGUGA
Puma concolor (puma) is the source of this 976-nucleotide messenger RNA. The record is from RefSeq and is a predicted model, not a curated record. Lineage: Eukaryota; Metazoa; Chordata; Mammalia; Carnivora; Felidae.